This is a messenger RNA of Lethenteron reissneri (Far Eastern brook lamprey), 643 nucleotides long. Its product is annotated as fascin-like. Gene Ontology annotation, molecular function: actin filament binding; protein-macromolecule adaptor activity. The record is from RefSeq and is a predicted model, not a curated record. NCBI's taxonomy places the organism in Eukaryota, Metazoa, Chordata, Hyperoartia, Petromyzontiformes, Petromyzontidae.
GCUGAUUCCGUGUCUCCUCUCCAUCAGCCACCACUCCUCCACCACCGUCACCACCGCCAUCACCACCACCUCUACCGUUACCACCACCACCAUCCCCACCGCCACCACCACCAUCCCUACCACCACCGUCACCAUCCCUACCAACACCGCCACCACCGCCGCCAUGUCCGACGGUCCGCCCCGCAGCCUGCAGCUGGGCCUGGUGAGCAGUGCGGGCGGCUACCUGACGGCCGAGACGUUCGGCUUCAAGGUCACCGCCUCGGGCUCGUCGCUCAAGAAGAAGCAGACGUGGACUUUGGAGACUCUCCCUGCCGGCACCGGCAUCACCGGCACCGGUGAUGGCGGUGCCGGUGAUGGCGGCACCGUGAGCCUGCGCUCCCACCUGGGGCGGCUGCUCGGGGCGGAUCGCGACGGCGCCGUGAGCUGCGACGCGGAGACCCCCGGCGUGGCCACGGCCUGGGGCCUGCAGGCCAGGCCUGAUGGACGCUGGGCCCUGCGUCACGUGGAGCAUGGGCGCUACUUGGGGGGCUCGGCUGAUCGUGUGAGGUGUUUUGCCCAGACUGUCGGCAACACGGAGCUGUGGAGCGUCCACCUCGCCACUCACCCCCAGCUCAACCUCUACAACCCGGGGAGGAAGCGGUGA